Penicillium odoratum is the source of this 420-nucleotide messenger RNA. Its product is annotated as ACT domain-containing protein. Lineage: Eukaryota; Fungi; Ascomycota; Eurotiomycetes; Eurotiales; Aspergillaceae. Bases 1 to 420 code for a protein of 139 amino acids. The record is from RefSeq and is a predicted model, not a curated record. The transcript has a single exon.
AUGGCCGGCGAAGAAAACCUCACAACCCUCCUCUCAACAAUGGAACCAUUCCUAGAUCCACAAACCUACGUCUUCAUCACCACAACGCAACCCCUCGCCUCACUCCCGCUUUCCACGCUGAACCCACAGCUGAUCGCCCAAGAAGCUGAGGGUACAACGAUAGUCACAACGGAAGAUCUAGCCAUAUUCCACGGAUUCAAGGCCAUGGUUUUCCCGUGCCGCAAAAUCUCGCUGACGAUCCACUCCAGUCUUGAGGCGGUCGGACUAAUUGCGGCGAUUACUGAUCGGCUCAAGGAUCAUAAAAUCAGUACGAAUGUUGUUAGUGGGUUUUUUCAUGAUCAUAUUUAUGUUCCUGCUGGACGGGCGGAGGAUGCGAUGAGGGUUUUGGGGGAAUUGGCGGAGGAUGCGAAGGGCAGGUGA